AUGAGGCCGCCUCUCUCCUGGUUGCCGAGAAGGAUAGCUGCCACUUGGUCGCGCAAAUUGACCUCGACCCGCGUUCAACAACAGACGGUACGUUGGAUAUCCUCAAUUGCGAACGAGAAACAUUCCGCUCCCUUGCGAAUUCUAUUCUGUGGAUCGGACACGUUCAGUACAGCGUCUCUCAAAGCUCUCCAUGAGGAAUCGAAGUCCGCGGACAGCAUUAUACUCUCUAUCGAUGUGGUCACCAGGAAGGACAAGUAUAUUGGCCGCGGCAACAAAAUACUCAGCAAGACUCCCCUUGGGGAUUUUGCUGAGAAUCUAGAACUACCGGUCCAUAAAAUCGAUACUUUCACUGGCUGGCAACCCCCAGUGUAUGAUUCAAGCUUCAACUCCGAGAUCAAUCUGAUUGUUGCCGUGUCAUUUGGGCUACUGAUCCCAAUGCGAAUCAUCAAUGGCGCAACAUAUGGCGGACUAAAUGUUCAUCCGUCAAUGUUACCAAAUCUGCGAGGCGCGGCACCAAUUCGCUGGGCAAUUAUGAAUGGCCUCACACACACAGGUGUGUCUGUUCAGACGUUGCACCCUACCAAGUUUGACGGGGGCAUUGUGCUCGCUCAAACACCGUAUCCUGGAUUGCAAAUACCUGACAAGGAUAAUAUCUCCCCUAAUGAUCUGACCAAGAUUCUGGCACCAAUGGGCUCGGAGCUGCUCAUCGACGUAAUCAGGAACAAGCUUUAUGUUCCACCCUAUGAGGCCGUGCCAUCGACGCUCGACGAGUCAGGAAUUAUGCCGGCUCCAAAGUUUACAAGAAUGACACAGGCCAUCGAUUUUCAAACCAUGAGCAGAGACGCUAUCCUCCGGCGAAAUCGCGCAACUGGCCGGUCUAACCUCCUUGUGGGAGCUAAACCUUUGGGGAGCGUCGAAGAACUCACCAUGAAAGUUGGGAAAACUUUACGACUGCCUACCGGACAUGAUGUGCCGUCGGAAAUACAAGAUGAAUUGUUAACUAUCCCAAAGGGCCUGCCAUAUGCAUUGGCUGAUGAAGAGAUUGACUCGGGCAUAUUAACGAAUCCCCUGAUUGUCAAUGUCACCCCAGACCAGCCCGGUAGACCUAGUCAGCUGGUAAUUCCGGAUAUUACGAUCCCUUCGAAGAGACAGGAUAAGGCGGCCAGUGCUGCAUUCCACGCAAACCUAUUUCGACCUGAUCCGGUGAAAAUUGGUCCGUACCAGUUGUGGCUGUUUGGACACCCCCUUUCUUAUCCAACCCUGUAA
Exophiala aquamarina CBS 119918 is the source of this 1266-nucleotide messenger RNA. RefSeq lists its product as uncharacterized. Gene Ontology annotation, molecular function: methionyl-tRNA formyltransferase activity. Lineage: Eukaryota; Fungi; Ascomycota; Eurotiomycetes; Chaetothyriales; Herpotrichiellaceae. The record is from RefSeq and is a predicted model, not a curated record. The transcript has a single exon. The coding region runs from base 1 to 1266 and encodes 421 amino acids. Gene Ontology annotation, cellular component: mitochondrion. Gene Ontology annotation, biological process: conversion of methionyl-tRNA to N-formyl-methionyl-tRNA; biosynthetic process.